AUGAGUGACUCUCGAAAUUUGCGACGUAUGCCGCAUGGCGAAAGGUGCCCCGAAUGCGGAAGUCAGAGGUAUUAUCUUCAGGAUGGUAUGCGAUACUGCUCCCGCGGCCACCAGAUCGAGGGAUUUAUUCAAUUUGAUCUUGGCGAAGAAGCGGAGGCUGGCAUGAUGGGAACGGUUUCCAAAAAGCAAAAAGCCGUGAGGGAAAAAGAAAGACGACAGCUUACAGGCGAAGCUGGUAAACUUUUGUAUCUUGAAGCGCUCCAGCUUCUGCUGCGCAAGCAACUCCUAUGGCUCAUCAAGGAAAAGGGACACAGGGAAGAACUGGAGACUGUCGUCCGUGACUUGUGGGAUUUACGCAUCCGCGGCGCGACAGCGCUGAGCCAGGGCGCGGCUUCAGGCGCGGCUUCGGAAGAAGUAUUGGAGGUUUUUAGCUCUCAGCCGACAGUUGUCGAAUCAACGCAACUGUGGUCUUCGCGAUCGAAAGCGCAAGACUGGAGCGCUGAGCGUGGGCUUAGCUGGCCGACACCAAGCAUGGGCGACACGCUGGCGCUGUGCUACCUGGGCUGCUAUCUAUUGAGGAUACCAACGCGCCUAGGCGAGUUGAUCAAGUGGGCAAAUGAUUUCACUUUCCCGUACAGACAUUCUUUCCAGCAAUUACCCACUGAGAUGCAAGAUCGAAUGCCAUCGGUUUACAUCAAGAUAUUCAAGACACCCAUACGAUCUCCCUUGGAGGGUGCUCAAGUAUACUCAACAGUCAUGGACUUAGCUUGCUCUUACUAUCGCAAUUAUAACAUGGUAUUCCCCGAUCUAAACUACAUGCCACUGUUGUUUCAAUACGCCAAGCAACUAGCGCUACCAGUGGAAUCCAUUGUUGCUGUACGGCGGAUUUGCGAUGUCCUUGGCUAUCGCUUUCAUUUGCCAGUACAAAAUACCCGAGUAUAUCCUCUUCACAAUCCAGAGAUCAGGCUCAUCGCCUUACUCAUUGUCGCUACUAAGCUAUGCUUUCCGUUUAACGGUGGCAGCCCACUGACUGUAUCCGAUGAUGGUCUGACACUACCAUCCUUUGAUUGGACUAGUUGGCAGUCGGCCAAAGGUCAGCCGAGUCCAGAUAAGCCACGCAGUUUUGACGGAGUGACGCCGAGCGACGUAGCCACCAUGACAGACGACGAUCUAGAUGCAUAUUUCCGUCAUAUUGCAAGUUUCUUGGAGAAAAAGAAUACAAACCCAGUCACAGAAUUCUUUCCAGUUGAGCCGGAGCCAGUACCUGAUCCUGUUCGUGCAGAGCCAACCGCCGAAGAGGUGGAUGACAUGGCGCGCACAGUGCUGCAAAGCGCUGUGGGAAUGCCAGGUACGGAGGUUCCCAAUAAAUUCAUAUACGAAGCAUAUCGAAAGGUCGAUGACCUCCCGCCGACAGCCAAACUUUUUUACAAUGCUCUUAGUUCCGCAGCCGAAGUCUCACUCGAGACCACGAAAUCAGUAAAGAUGCAGAUUUUCGUGAAGACCCUGACGGGCAAGACCAUCACUCUUGAGGUCGAGUCCUCGGACACCAUCGACAAUGUCAAGUCCAAGAUCCAGGACAAGGAGGGCAUCCCCCCUGACCAGCAGCGCCUGAUCUUUGCUGGCAAGCAGCUCGAGGAUGGCCGCACCCUGUCCGACUACAACAUCCAGAAGGAGUCUACCCUCCACCUGGUCCUCCGCCUCCGUGGUGGUAUCAUUGAGCCCUCCCUGAAGGCUCUUGCCUCCAAGUUCAACUGCGAGAAGAUGAUCUGCCGCAAGUGCUACGCUCGUCUCCCUCCCCGUGCCACCAACUGCCGCAAGCGCAAGUGCGGACACACCAACCAGCUCCGCCCCAAGAAGAAGCUCAAAUAG
Molecule: messenger RNA, 1869 nt
Organism: Akanthomyces muscarius
Lineage: Eukaryota; Fungi; Ascomycota; Sordariomycetes; Hypocreales; Cordycipitaceae
Exons: 11
Coding region: 1-1869 (622 amino acids)
Biological process (GO): translation; RNA polymerase I preinitiation complex assembly; nucleolar large rRNA transcription by RNA polymerase I
Cellular component (GO): RNA polymerase I core factor complex; RNA polymerase transcription factor SL1 complex; ribosome
Molecular function (GO): RNA polymerase I core promoter sequence-specific DNA binding; structural constituent of ribosome; protein binding
Source: RefSeq, a predicted model, not a curated record